AUGCUCACCCGUAAACCCUACGAUGAUGUUGCUUGGGCAAUAAGCACCCAGAUCUGGGAGGACUGGCCUGAACUGCUUCGCACCGACGAUGACGUCUACAACGACAUUGGUGUCAUUCUCUCUGAGCAAUUCAGCGACCUUGAAUGGACUGUUUUCGAAUUCCUGAACACAGGCGGUUUCAAUACCUGCUUCAAGAUGGAGUUCACGAACAACUACGGCGCUGUUAUCCGGUUCCCAGUGCCCGGCGCUGUCAUGCUUCCGGAAGAGAAAGUUCUCAAUGAAGUCUGGGUCAUGCAAUAUGUCUCGGAGAAAACUUCAGACAAGAUCCCAAUCCCCAUGCCUUCGGUGGUUCGUUGGACGGAGACGAAAGAGAGUCCCUCAGACUUGGGUCCCUUCAUUAUUAUGGACUAUGUCAACCACACUGGAAGUAUGGGUGAUUUGCUUGAGAGUCCUGUGCGCGAAAUAGGAGAACCUCCAGUACUCAACCCGGAGCUGAAACCGGCUAGGCUGCAAGCGCUCUACGGAGAACUAGCGAAGAUUGUGCUUUCGUUAUCGACACUCUCCUUUAAUCGGAUCGGAUCCAUUGCUAAGAAUGGCGAUUUUACGUGGGAUGUGCUGCAUCGACCUCUGUCCUACUCCAUGAACGAAAUCGUGCAACUGGGGACCCUACCCCGAUCGCAACUCCCGACAACAACGUACGAAAAAGCAUCCUCGUACUUUGAGGCUCUUGCAGAAUUGCACCUUCAACACCUCAUCAGUCAGAGAAACGAGGCGGAUAUCUCGCCGGAUGUCGACGUAGAUGCUCUAGCGGAUACCUUCCGGCGCAAGUUCGUGGCGAGAUUUCUCUUCCGGAAACUCGUUCGGGACAAGGAGUCCAGAAAGCAAUUCAUCUUCCAUGAUGACGGUCCCUUUCCUAUCUGGUGUGACGACUUCCGACCCAAAAAUGUUCUAGUCGAUGAAAAUCAAUGUAUCACUGGAGUCGUGGAUUGGGAGUUUACAUAUACCGCUCCGGUCGAAUUUUCGCAUGCCCCGCCUUGGUGGCUUCUUCUUAGGAAGCCGGAGGAUUGGCCGAACGGACUUGAUGACUGGUGUGUUGAGUAUGGGAAAGCGCUGGAAACCUUUCUGGUGGCGAUGGCAAAAUGCGAAGACGAGGCGAUCCAGAAGGGGCUGCUAGUUGAAGGACAGCGGCUUUCUGGUCGGAUGCGAGACAGUUGGCGAAGUGGUGACUUUUGGAUCAUGUAUGCUGCGAGGAAUAAUUUUGCUUUUGACGCGAUAUAUUGGGAGAAGGUUGACGGGCGGUUCUUUGGCUCGACUAUAUGUGAAGAUGGUGAUGUUUGUGAUAUUUGGCGGAAGAGACUUCAUCUUUUGCAACCUGGAGAGAGGAGGCUCAUGGAGGAGUAUGUGGAUCUGAAACUUAAGGAUAGGAAUACAUGGCGUCUCGUUUGGGAUGCAGAUGAGUCUACCGUGGAGUGGAUCGAAAGAUUGAGGAAGAAGAAGGAGAGGGAAGAGAGAGAGGAGAAACCGCUCGAAGAGGAUCAAAUGUGA
Messenger RNA from Aspergillus melleus, 1545 nucleotides. RefSeq lists its product as uncharacterized. The transcript has a single exon. Lineage: Eukaryota; Fungi; Ascomycota; Eurotiomycetes; Eurotiales; Aspergillaceae. The record is from RefSeq and is a predicted model, not a curated record. The coding region runs from base 1 to 1545 and encodes 514 amino acids.